AUGUCUGACAGUCACUGGCUCGAAAUCACAACCUACUCCGAUCAUAUCGGGUUCACCAUUUCUACCAUGGCCAACUUUGUUUUGCUUUUUUUGUUAGCCGUUCGUCCUACAAAAACUCUUGGUUCCUACAAAUAUCUAAUGAUUUCUUUCUGUAUCUUCAGCCUUUUUUACACCUCCAUUGAGACAUUCCUACGACCGCUGAUCCACAUCUAUGACAACACAAUAUUUGUAAUCCAAAGAAAACGGUUUCAAUACUCGGAAACGGUGGCCAGAGCAAUCUCUUCAACCUACUGUGGCUGCUACGCAAUGAGCUUCACCCUUUUUGCUGUUCAUUUUAUCUACAGAUAUUAUGCUGCUUGCAGACAAGACUAUCUCAAAUAUUUUAAAGGACUAUAUUUUGUUGCAUGGAUUCUUGGAGCAACAUUGGUUGCAGCAAGUUGGGGGUUCGCCGCUUUCAUACUGUAUCCAGAGACGGAUAGGACCAAAGCGGCGGUGCUCCACGUCAUCACGACAUCGUAUGGUUUAGACCCCGAUUGGGUAGGAAAUGUCCCAUACAGUUACUGGCGUACAGAAAACGGUAUUGAAUACAUCAACCCUCGGAACGUGAUCGGAAUACUACAACAUGGAGUUAUCAUGACAGUUUCGUUUGGAACCGUAUUCCAUUGUGGAUGGAAAACCUACAAAACCAUUCGAGCAACAAGAGUAACUUCUGAUAAAACCCGCGAACUUCAGGACCAACUUUUCAAGGCACUCGUGCUCCAGACCAUCAUUCCAACAUGCUUGAUGUAUAUACCGACAACCAUGCUUUUUGUAACCCCGUUCAUUGGUCUGAAUAUCGGAUGCUAUGGAAAUAUCACAACUGCUACGGUGCACUUGUAUCCUGGAAUCGAUCCUCUCGUUCUUCUGUUUUUGAUCCGUGACUUUCGAAAUACGCUCCUGAGAAAGAACAACUUUAGUUCUGUCAAUAUCACUAACUAG
Caenorhabditis briggsae is the source of this 978-nucleotide messenger RNA. RefSeq names its product Protein CBR-STR-113 (gene Cbr-str-113). Gene Ontology annotation, biological process: olfactory behavior; G protein-coupled receptor signaling pathway. The coding region runs from base 1 to 978 and encodes 325 amino acids. The transcript has 8 exons. Lineage: Eukaryota; Metazoa; Nematoda; Chromadorea; Rhabditida; Rhabditidae. The record is from RefSeq and is a predicted model, not a curated record. Gene Ontology annotation, molecular function: G protein-coupled olfactory receptor activity.